AUAUGUGGUAUUAUUUUCAUCCAACUUUUCUUUUUUCUUUUUCACUUUUUUCCCCUUCUUUUAAAUUCACUUUUUCCCUUAUUUCAUCAUCAAUUUCAAACCCUUCAUUUCUCUCUCUCUCUCUAUAUAUAUACAUAUAUAUAAGUAUAGUACUAUAUAUAUAUAUAUUAUUCAAUCAAAAGCUAUAGAGAGAGUCCCUUUGAUUUCUUUGUGUGUGUGGCCAUGACAAACCCUCAUCACUUCUCCAAAAAUACUUUAUUCAAUAAUGAAAGAGGAUGGAUUAACUUCAUUCCCAUCCAUAACCCUAACCCUAACCCUAAUAAUAAUAAUAAUAAUAAUAAUAAUCAUUACUACUAUUACUCAUCUUCAUCAUCAUCAACAACACCAUCUUCUUCUUCUUCUUCUUCAUCUUCUUUUUCUUCUUCAUCAAAAUCUCCUCCUUUAAGAGAAGCACUUCCUUUAAUAGACAAAUUAAGUCCACAAAGCUUAUUAUUACCAACCAAUAAUCAUAAUCAUAAUAGUGAUGAUUAUGAUGAUGAGGAUGAUGAUGAUGAUGAUGAUGAAGAUAUUGAAGAUUGUGAGAAAGAUAAUACUAGUGUAACUGUGGCUUUACACAUGGGAUUAAUCCCAAGCCCUAAUAAUAAUGAUAAUAAUAUUUCUAGGGUUUUGGAUAAUGAAAAGGAAGAUUUAGAAGGAAGUGAGGAACAGGGUAGAGGUGAGGAGUACUGGAUUCCUACCCCAUCUCAAAUUCUUGUUGGCCCAACUCAGUUUCAUUGCCCUCUUUGCUCUAAAUCCUUUAACAGAUACAACAAUCUACAGAUGCAUAUGUGGGGACAUGGAUCUCAAUACCGAAAAGGAGCGGAAUCGUUGAAGGGAAGCAACAAGCAAGGAGGAGGAAUGACGAGAGUGGCGUGCUAUUGUUGUUGGAGCGGGUGCAAGCACAACAUCUCGCACCCCCGAGCAAGGCCUCUCAAGGACUUUAGAACUCUUCAAACUCACUACAAGCGCAAGCAUGGCGCCAAGCCUUUCGCUUGUACAAAAUGUUCUAAGCCAUUUGCUGUGAAAGGUGAUUGGAGGACUCAUGAGAAGAAUUGUGGUAAGAUUUGGUAUUGUCUUUGUGGCUCUGAUUUUAAGCACAAGAGGUCUCUAAAAGACCAUGUCAAGGCCUUUGGCCAAGGCCAUGCUCCUCUACUUGAUUAUAAUAAUAAUAAUCAUAAUAAUAAUAAUGGUAAUGUUAAUAUUGAUGAUGAUCAUGAUCAUGAAGAUGAGCCUAGUGCUUAUUCUGAAUUAAUAGAUGAUCAACAACAAUAUCCUGAUGAUCAUCAUCAUCAAUACUAUUAAUAUUAAUAAUUAUAUAUUGUUAUUAAUUUUAUGUGUAUGUAAUGUGAAAAUUUGUAUUAAUUAAUUCAUGUAACUUUUUAGAAGAAGACUAUAUAUGAUAUCAUCAUGAUGAUCUAUAUCAUGUUAAUUAAGCUAAUAUAUAUAGUUUGUAAUUGCUUCUUA
Molecule: messenger RNA, 1503 nt
Organism: Cannabis sativa
Lineage: Eukaryota; Viridiplantae; Streptophyta; Magnoliopsida; Rosales; Cannabaceae
Product: protein TRANSPARENT TESTA 1
Exons: 2
Coding region: 223-1341 (372 amino acids)
Biological process (GO): regulation of gene expression; anatomical structure development
Cellular component (GO): nucleus
Molecular function (GO): DNA-binding transcription factor activity
Source: RefSeq, a predicted model, not a curated record